UGAGUUCCCUCAAAUUUAAAUACACAUCCUCUCUUUUGCAUGUAUUUCUCAAUUUAUCGGCACUUCUCAACGCAAUGCCAGCACAUUUACGUGUCAUUGGAGCCAUUUUGGCUUCUCCAGGAACGGGUUCCUUCAAGGUGCAGCUUGGUUGAGGUGCCUGCCGAGGCAGUCAUAGAGCUGAAGAGAAAGCUCUUGUCGAAUGCCUGUCCAGUCCACGAAGGACUAGUAUCUCCGAGAAUCCGGUGUACCCCAUUCUAUCUUAUACACCGGCUGGUUUUCGGAGAAUCUUUGGAAGUACAAUACUCUUGCGCCUGUGAUCGCCUUGAGCUAACCGUGGCCAGAUACGACGCUCACACCCCUCAGUAUUUCACGUGGGUCGAGCGGAACCUUGGCCAGUGCGCAUUAGCGCUUCUCAAGCAUUACAAAGAUCCUGAAUCAGAGGUUCUCUCCCGCACGUUCUAUGCCGUCAGUGCAAAGUUGAACUACACUCAAUUUGCAUCUUCCUCCAGCAGGGAAUCUGUUGAUCUAAUCUUCCUGCUACCGUCAGCGCUGGGGGAGCCAGUAUCAUUUGUGUCCUCUGCGACCACUGGAAUGCAGGAAAUGGACGACAUGUACGAUUUUCUGUCCGAGUUUGGACUAUACCCGGAUACCGUUAUCUCUGACCCACGAUUAAUCAAUGUAGGAGUGAAGUUCCAUACUAUGGAGGGAAUUUCUCAGGAAAUUAAAGGCAGAUAUGUUCGAAUCUUAACAAAGAUCGUUUUUUGCACUCCUUGUUGAUUCGUUCUCAAGACCAAUCUAUGAUUUAGCUUGCACUAGCGCAUAGGUUUGAUAACUUUGAUUACACCCGCGCAAGUCAAAUGACAUCCUUACACCCGAACAGUCAACAUUAUGAUGAACGCUCAACCGACUUGACAUCGGGUUAGGAACUCAGUACUCAACGUCCAACAUAUGUCGGGUUGAUCAGAAGUAGUUCAAAGUUGGUUCCGAAUCCCACACGAACGCUUCUAUGCAAUGCAUUGGUGAGAUAUAUGUCCGGAAAAUAUUUCUCCAUGCGGCAGCCUGCCGAUUCCUCGGCGCUCAGCCUUGUGGUCGCAUUACAUAUUAAUGGUUUCGCCAAGCAGGUGUAAUAUGUCGAUGUCAUGUCAGGGGUGUCUAUGUCACUCCGUAACCAAUUUUCAGGGCUCA
Messenger RNA from Suillus plorans, 1185 nucleotides. RefSeq lists its product as uncharacterized. The record is from RefSeq and is a predicted model, not a curated record. The transcript is spliced from 8 exons. NCBI's taxonomy places the organism in Eukaryota, Fungi, Basidiomycota, Agaricomycetes, Boletales, Suillaceae. Bases 40 to 777 code for a protein of 245 amino acids.